Molecule: messenger RNA, 1849 nt
Organism: Quercus lobata
Lineage: Eukaryota; Viridiplantae; Streptophyta; Magnoliopsida; Fagales; Fagaceae
Product: methionine aminopeptidase 1A-like
Exons: 16
Coding region: 302-1513 (403 amino acids)
Biological process (GO): proteolysis
Cellular component (GO): cytosol
Molecular function (GO): metalloaminopeptidase activity
Source: RefSeq, a predicted model, not a curated record
GCCACCUCCUUUCCCUCCGUGUCCAUUUUCUCUUUCUCUGCAACCCUAGCUCUCUCUGUCUCUCUCUCUUUCUCAGAAAAGCUUAAAAAAGGUCGUUUGACCGUUUUGUCGUCAUCACAUGAGACGGUCCCCUGUACUUCUCCUCCAAUCAUAUUCUGAUUCUAUUAAUCACUUUCAGUCAUCAUCGUCAUCAUCAUCAAGUGACAGUAGUAUUUUCUGUAUUUUGACCACACUAAUACUUUGUUUUGCACACAAAUAAAAAUUAAAACAACAACAGCAAAUUAACAAAACCGUGAAAACGAUGUCCGGUGGUUCCGAUGUGGCCGAUACCACUUCCCUAUCCUGCGCUCGCUGUGGCAAACCUGCUCGCCUUCAGUGUCCCAAAUGCGUGGAAUUAAAGCUCCCUCGCGAAGGUGCUGCUUUCUGCACUCAAGAUUGUUUCAAGGCUUCUUGGAGCUCUCAUAAAGCAGUGCAUUUGAAGGCAAAGCUGUCCUCACUUGGGACAGGUACUCCGCAUGAACAAAAUUCAGACUUACUUAAUGAAGAUUGGCUAUAUUGCUUGAAGAAAGGACAGGCUCGAACUCCAAAACUUCCCCAUUUUGAUUGGACAGGGGAGUUAAGGCCAUAUGCUAUAUCUAGAAGACGUGCUGUACCUGCUCAUAUUGAGCUUCCUGACUGGGCAGCUGAUGGUAUCCCAAAAACUGAGCCCAAUAGUGAUCUGCAGCAUGUUGUUGAGAUCAAAACACCGGAUCAAAUUGAGAGAAUGAGAGAGACUUGUCGAAUUGGAAGGGAAGUUUUGGAUGCAGCUGCUCGUGUAAUACAGCCUGGUGUGACAACUGAUGAGAUUGACAGAGUGGUUCAUGAUGCAACUAUUGCGGCUGGAGGAUAUCCUUCUCCUCUCAAUUAUCAUUUCUUCCCAAAGUCUUGCUGCACGUCAGUUAAUGAAGUAAUUUGCCAUGGAAUUCCAGAUGCAAGGAAAUUAGAGGAUGGUGAUAUUGUAAAUGUUGAUGUAACUGUGUACUAUAAAGGUGUCCAUGGUGAUCUCAAUGAAACGUAUUUUGUGGGUAAUGUUGAUGAAGAGUCUCGACGGCUGGUUCAAUGUACUUAUGAAAGCUUGGAGAAAGCAAUAGCUAUCGUGAAACCUGGGGUGCGAUUCCGUGAAAUUGGGGAAGUUAUUAAUCGUCAUACUACAAUGUCGGGGUUCUCAGUGGUAAAAUCAUAUUGCGGUCAUGGUAUUGGAGAGCUUUUUCAUUGUGCGCCAAAUAUUCCCCAUUAUGGAAGAAAUAAAGCAGUUGGUGUAAUGAAGGCUGGGCAGACCUUUACAAUUGAACCAAUGAUCAAUGCUGGGGUUUGGCGUGAUCGGAUGUGGCCUGAUGGAUGGACUGCUGUCACUGCUGAUGGCAAACGCAGUGCUCAGUUUGAGCACACUCUUCUGGUGACACAGACUGGAGUUGAGGUUCUUACAGGGCGGCUGCCUUCCUCCCCAAAUGUGUUUCCUUGGCUAAAUGCGUAAUAAUUGUCAACUAUCAGCAAUUGUCUGUAUGGUGAACCUGCAUCCACCAAUAUCAUGCCAUCAGUGAACAAUCACUGAUUAUUGAUUGAUGGUUUUCUAGAUUCCUACCAUUUCCUUUUCUGUUGGAUGCGAAUGUGUUAUUGGAAGUGUGCUUUGGUGUUUCACACCUUUUAAACAAUCUUGUACUUUUUUUUUUUUUUUUUUAAAAUAUUUUUUGUAGUUGCUAACUGGUGUUUGUCUUGGACCCCAGUAAGUUAUUCGAAUAAACAUUUUUAAUUUUUGGAUAAAUUAGGAAAAAAUUUGUUUAGAUUUUAUGUUAUUGCUUAUGUUUUUACU